Molecule: messenger RNA, 2028 nt
Organism: Neocloeon triangulifer
Lineage: Eukaryota; Metazoa; Arthropoda; Insecta; Ephemeroptera; Baetidae
Gene: wap
Product: DDB1- and CUL4-associated factor 7
Exons: 8
Coding region: 295-1344 (349 amino acids)
Cellular component (GO): nucleus
Molecular function (GO): protein binding
Source: RefSeq, a predicted model, not a curated record
GAGGAGAGGGGGCGGGCGGUCUAGCUGCUGGAGAAGAAAGAGUGAUGUUUUGAGGUCUCGGCGGCUUUGUUUAUGCGGCUCGCGAAAAAGAAAUUCCGGUGCGCCUAGGAAGGAUUAAAAGUCGAAAUUCAUUUCGCCGAAAUUCGGCCCGUGGACCAAAAGGCGGCGAUGCGAUUUCCGGACGGAAGUCGGGUUUGAGGCGCAUAUUUUGACGCCACUGCAAAUUAGCCUUGCGUUCUCGCUCGACUUCGAGCGUGUUGCUGAGCAAAACUGUUGAAAUUCUCGAACUCAACCAUGGCGGUGCACGGGGCGCAGCCAAAACGGAAGGAAAUAUACAAAUACGAGGCGCCGUGGCCUCUGUACAGCAUGAACUGGUCGGUGCGGCCCGACAAGAGGUUUAGCAGACUGGCUCUCGGCAGUUUUGUCGAAGAGUACAACAACAAGGUCCAGAUUGUGAGCCUCGACGAGGACAAUUCUGAAUUCACGGCCAGGAGUACUUUUGACCACCCGUACCCAACCACCAAAAUCAUGUGGAUUCCUGAUAGUAAAGGGGUAUUUCCUGAUCUCCUAGCAACAAGUGGGGAUUAUUUGAGGGUUUGGAGAGCUGCUGACGCUGAGACGAGGCUAGAGUGUGUCUUGAAUAAUGUAAAAAACAAGAAUUCCGACUUCUGUGCGCCGCUGACCUCUUUUGACUGGAAUGAGGUGGACCCGAAUCUGAUUGGGACCUCAAGCAUAGACACCACCUGCACCAUCUGGGGCCUGGAAACUGGCCAAGUGUUGGGCCGAGUCAAUUUGGUCACAGGGCAUGUCAAGACACAGUUGAUAGCCCAUGACAAGGAAGUCUACGACAUUGCCUUCAGCAGAGCAGGCGGAGGACGGGACAUGUUUGCUUCUGUUGGAGCAGACGGCUCAGUUCGAAUGUUUGAUUUAAGGCAUCUUGAACAUUCAACCAUUAUUUAUGAAGACCCGCAGCACACACCACUUCUGCGCCUAGCCUGGAACAAACAGGAUCCCAAUUAUCUGGCCACCGUGGCCAUGGAUGCGUGUGAGGUCAUUAUUUUGGAUGUCCGUGUUCCGUGCACCCCAGUUGCUCGCCUGAACAACCACCGAGCCUGUGUGAAUGGAAUUGCAUGGGCUCCUCACUCGUCUUGUCACAUCUGUACAGCUGGUGACGAUCACCAGGCCUUGAUUUGGGACAUCCAGCAGAUGCCGAGGGCAAUCGAAGACCCCAUUCUGGCCUACACUGCAGCCGAGGGUGAAAUCAAUCAGAUCCAGUGGGGAGCAACGCAGCCCGACUGGAUUGCAAUUUGCUACAACCGGUCCCUGGAGAUUCUGAGGGUGUAAUCGACCAGAGCAUUUAUAUCGAAAAUAUUCUUGCUAAUUUGCAACCCUGAAAAUUGCCAUGUAGAUAAAAACCCCUUGGUGAAGGGCUGGGAAAAGGGGAAAUUUGAGCGACUGAGAUUUUCUAAUGUUCAAAGUCUCUGGUUUUGGUGAAUUUGCCAUUUCUGAUCUCCUGGAAAUUGAGAACCCUGGAUUUCCGAGCCCUUCUGUUUGAGACCAGCAAUCCUCUUGUCCCCCACACAAUGUUGAAAACACAAGCAGACGCGUGAAGGGAAAUCUGCAAACUUUGUGAUAACGCCAAGUUAAAUUUAACUUAUAAAAAUUAUGGUCAUCGUCUGCCUAGUGUUAGGAAAUGAUCUGCUAUAACAGCGCACCCUCCAUUGUUUUGGAAAAUCUGAUGUAGGAAAUGUUUUCCUUUGCCCUUUUAGAAAGAUAAGAACUUGACAUAGUAAAAUGUAUACACCACCACCUUUUAUUAUUUAUUGCAUACACAAAGUGUCCCCGAAUCCCGAAUUUGUCGAUGGAAAAGUAUGUGUCUGUCGUCUUGUGACUGUAAUUAGUGAUAGAGCUCUAUGAUUAUGUGCACUUGUGUAAAUUUGGGUUAAAACGUUUUAUUAAAACUCUGUGGGAUUUUGGAUGCAGAUUUGAUUUUCUUAUCUGUAAUAAAAUUUGAGUAAUAUAAAAAUG